Fonsecaea nubica is the source of this 567-nucleotide messenger RNA. RefSeq lists its product as hypothetical. The coding region runs from base 1 to 567 and encodes 188 amino acids. The record is from RefSeq and is a predicted model, not a curated record. The transcript has a single exon. Gene Ontology annotation, molecular function: acyltransferase activity, transferring groups other than amino-acyl groups. NCBI's taxonomy places the organism in Eukaryota, Fungi, Ascomycota, Eurotiomycetes, Chaetothyriales, Herpotrichiellaceae.
AUGACCACUGCUCGUCUGCUCCUACGACCCAUCCAACCAUCCGAUCUAGAAGAUUUCCAUGCCCUUCGCACUGAAAUCGAAGUGAUGAAGUGGACCAGAGCGGGGAAAGUCGACAUUGACAAGGAAGCCACACAAGUCUGGAUGACCAAGUUUCUUCCACCCAACAAUGCCACCACUUUCAACUUUGCCAUUGAGGAGAUCGCGAGCCCCGGCAAAGUCAUUGGGGUGGUAGGCUGUCAUACACCGGAGCCUCCCGAGUGUGGUUACAUGUUGCGCACCAACUCCUGGGGUCAGGGGUAUGCCACAGAGGCGCUGCGACGAUGGCUCCAAGCUUGGUGGGAGUUGCCUCGGAAAGAAGUGGUAAUCAAAGAGGUAGAAAAGGGUGACGAUAUCGAUGACACCAUUGUAACGGUACCUGAGGUCUUGAUGGCGGAUCUAGGCGCUGACAAUAUUGCAAGUGCCAAAAUAUUGGCCAAAUGUGGUUUUCACCGGGUUGGUGAAGAGCUGAUUCAACUGAACGGGUCGACCGUCAAUCUAGUCAGUUUCGAACUCCCUCGGCCAGCAUAA